AUGGGGUCAAAGCCUCAAGAACCUGAAUACGAAUGCGUUGAUAUCUACAAACAACCUUCGCUACAACACCCUAAACUCCAAAAUCACCGAAUCCAAAUGAGACCGAGCGAUGAAGCCUUAGCCAUGCUCUCAGGAGAUACAUCAUCAGAAAACUUAUCAAACGAUGAAAUGGUUGCUGAGUUUGAUAUACCAGAAGAAGGAUGUCCUCAAGGACAAGUACCAAUCCAUAAACCAAGAAAUAAUUUCAACCACACCGAGAAACAUUUUCAGCCUAUUAAUGGAUUUGGAACUGUUGGUCAACAUGCUGCGGUAAUGAAGAAAAUCGAUGCCACCCCGUGGCGUGGAGCAUCAGCAUGGAUAAGUAUUUACCAACCUAAAUUGACAAAUAAAGAGCAAUUCAGCAUGGCUUUCAUUUGGCUCAAUACUGAGUAUGAAGGCGAACGCACCAGUGCCCACUUUGGUUGGGCUGUGAUUCCUGCACUAUAUGGCGAUAGCCGUACACGACUUACUGCAUACUGGAGUCAAGAUACAUUCGAAAGCGGAUGUUACAAUAUAAAAUGUAAGGGUUUCGUUCAAAUUGAUAGGAGACUCUUUCUUGGAGCCGGUUUUGCGAACACCUCUGUGGUGGGAGGCCAAAAUUUUAAAGCUUUUUUUGCAAUCAAUCAGGAUCCAAAAACAAACAAUUUGCUGCUGACAGUGGGGAAGAUUUACUUAGGGUAUUGGCCAGAGGAACUUCUACCUUUUUUCACUGAAGGAGCGGAGUCAGUUAUAUAUGGUGGAUUGACGAAUGCUCCAUCUGAUGGCAUUCAACCCUUUAAUAUAGUUAGCCCACCGAUGGGUAACGGGAACAAACCGCUGGAUGAGGAAGUUGAUCUAAAGCAUACUUGUUAUAUGCACUCUCUUAAAUAUGUGACACAAGAUUACAAGAGUGUCGAUGUUGAUACCAACAAGGUCGCCGAAGUUGCGGACGCAGGUAUAUGUUACGACGCGAUUUAUUUUGAUAAACUUGGGGGGUAUGGACAAACGUUUACCUUCGGUGGACCAGGUGGUCAUUGUGAUGUGUGAUCUUCCUUUAUGUGAUACUUUGAUAUUUCACUUUUAUUCAAUAAAACAAUAUUUAAAUUUCU
Molecule: messenger RNA, 1127 nt
Organism: Arabidopsis thaliana (thale cress)
Lineage: Eukaryota; Viridiplantae; Streptophyta; Magnoliopsida; Brassicales; Brassicaceae
Product: carboxyl-terminal proteinase-like protein, putative (DUF239)
Exons: 7
Coding region: 1-1065 (354 amino acids)
Source: RefSeq, marked reviewed